GACUAUGGGCAGAUAUCGGAUCCAAAAUCCGUCGUUCCUAGAAGUGCUUGCCAGUUGUCUAUCGAUAGCCAGGUUUGCUUCAAUUCCGGCUUCUUCCCAACCUUGUGGAUCGCUGCAGAUGACAUUCCUGACUGCAUCGGCAUCAUAGACUGCUGCCAGGUGUCCAUCUGGUCUGAACCUAACCAAGAAAUAGUUGGAUCCGUCAAUGUACUGAUAGUGUCGAGGUGGGUACCGGUAUGGAAUGUUCUCGAUGGCAUCGUUGCUGGCUCUGAGGUAGUUGUUGUAAUGGUGGAUGAUAAGUGGUUGGUCGGGGAUCCCCGUGAUAUCGAUGAACAUGUUGGUCCCAUA
Molecule: messenger RNA, 348 nt
Organism: Paraglomus occultum
Lineage: Eukaryota; Fungi; Glomeromycota; Glomeromycetes; Paraglomerales; Paraglomeraceae
Source: the annotation of a GenBank genome assembly